Messenger RNA from Truncatella angustata, 890 nucleotides. RefSeq lists its product as uncharacterized. The transcript is spliced from 2 exons. The record is from RefSeq and is a predicted model, not a curated record. Lineage: Eukaryota; Fungi; Ascomycota; Sordariomycetes; Amphisphaeriales; Sporocadaceae. The coding region runs from base 134 to 580 and encodes 148 amino acids.
CCCGUUUUUCGAGGCAAAGACCUCCUUGCUAGAGAGCAAGGUUCGAUAGCUCCUUCACCAUUAUCAAAAUGGUCACCCGCAGCCAUUAGACUUGGAGUUCCGAACAAUUCUCAUCAAUCGGCAUCGAACACGUAUGGAAAAAGAAAUAUUGCAAGACCUACUGAAAAACCAGCGAGAUCUAUUUACGGACGCCGCCCGAAAGAAGCUCAAUGGUAAUAUAAAUCCAAGUUAUCAAGCCAUAUUUGAUGGUCUAAGCAAUAGCAAUACAAACGGCAAAUCCAUCUUGGCUGAAUUUGGUACCUCAAAGUCUUUGGCAGUCGGCGACCGACCACUCGGGGUCUUAUUAUGGACACCAUCGUCUUCUACCCAAUCUUCUGUGGCACCAGGUAGUAAUAUACUCGAUAAAGCAGACCCAAGAACGUCAAGCAGCGGUAUUUUCGGAACCACAACUCCGAAGGCAUCAAGUGGUACCGUGUUCUCAACGGCAGACCCGAAAACAUCCGGCGGUAGUCUCCUCGUCGAGGUCAACAAUUCAAUAACGUCAAGUGGUGGCUUAUUUUCGAACACAGGUUCGAAAUGAUUAAGUAGUGAUUGCUUUUGUUCUCAAAUCCUUUGUAGUAUACGCAGAUCCUGACCUCGGUAGUUGGGUAAUGCUUGAAGAUGUGAUCAAGAUAAAAUGUUGUGGAGUGAUGCUGACAGUGGCUGCACUGCCAGUGAAGACAAUGUGCGCAAUGCCACUUCCGAGGGCGCAAGCGAUCAAGUCUGCGAGCUUGAUUGGGUGUCGUUGGUGACAUAUCAGAUAAGAAGGCUGCCCGUGUCCUCGGUCGCCAUCUCACUUGUUAAUUCGGUGAUGCAUAUAUGAGAAGAUGUCGUCGACACAUAGCAAGUUU